UCCCCUUGACUGUCUCCUUCACAGUGGGCUUGCAGGCAGACACAGCUGACUUUCAACCGAGCUGGCCCCUGUCCUCACAGUCUGGGUGACAACAGGAACCUUGCAAUGAUCUCGCUGGACUUGAAUUUCAACAUUUUGACAAGAGACCUGUCGCAUUAUUUGGAAAAUCAAGUGAAAGUUGGUUUGUUCGGUUCGGGCGUAGGACUGUCUCUGGUACUGGGCUUUAGCGCGGCAUACACCUGCUACUAUCUAAUAUCAGUAGCGAAGAAGCCACAGCUCAUCUCGGGGGGCAAGAAGUUCUACCACUUUCUAAGGGAGCAAUGUCCGGUAGUGUCAGAGACCUACUACCCCACCUUUUGGUGCUGGGAGAGCCGCAUCCAGACUCUACUAAGACCCUUUGUCACAGCCAAACCUGGGGUCGUCUACAGAAAUGAGCUCAUUAAGGCAGCAGAUGGAGGACAGAUCUCUUUGGAUUGGUUUGACAACGACGAAAGCUCCGCUCAUCCCGACCCCGCCACCAGGCCCACUGUCCUCCUCCUCCCCGGUCUGACCGGCACCAGCCGAGAGUCCUACAUCCUGCACAUGGUCCAACAGAGCCGGGAUCUGGGUUAUAGAUGUGUGGUAUUCAACAACAGAGGGGUUUCUGGUGAAACACUGCUGACCCCGAGGACCUACUGUGCAGCCAACACAGAGGAUCUAGAGACUGUCAUUGUGCACAUCCAGAAGAAUUAUGAAGCUGCUCCCAUGAUGGCUGCUGGAGUAUCAAUGGGAGGGAUGAUGCUCGCCAACUACUUAGGGCGCAAGGGCCGGGAAACCUGUCUGAAAGGGGUGGUGGUCUUCUCAGCAGGCUGGGAUGUAUUUGAGUGCACUGCUUCGCUGGAAAAACCCCUUGAUCGCUUCCUCUUCAACUCCUACCUCACAAGCUGCCUACAAGCCUCUGUGCACAGACACAGACCAGUGCUUGAAAAGUGUUACGACAUCGAUCAUGUCAUGAAGGCAAAGACCAUUAGAGAGUUUGAUGAGAGGUUCACCUCAAUUAUGUUUGGCUAUCCAACCAAUGACGACUACUACCAUGAUGCCAGUCCUGUCCACAGGCUGAAAUCUGUGCAGGUGCCAAUGCUGUGUCUGAAUGCUGCUGAUGAUGUCUUUUCUCCGUCCCAUGCAAUCCCUGUGGAGACGGUGAAGCAGAAUCCCAACCUGGCCCUGCUCAUUACCUGUCAUGGCGGCCAUAUUGGUUUCCUGGAGGGCCUGUGGCCUCGUCAGAGCACCUACAUGGACCGAGUCUUCAAGCAGUUUGCUAAAGCGGUUAUCGAACAAGGCAGCCGACUCGCAGACCUCUCCUGAUAAGAGAGUUCAACAAAGAGUUCCUCUGGUCCUAUUUCCUCUUUCUGUCCUACCUUUCUUUAAUCUUUUCUUCCAUUUAUGCCAUCCAUCUUACUUUUAAUGCCACAUUCCACAUUGCAUUCCUUCCAUUUAGAGUUAAAUUCUUUCAUUUUCCUUCCUUCCUUUGACCCUUUUCCCCCUUUCAUUAUUUUCCUUCAUAUCUCCGUCCAUCAUUUGUGCCUUCCUCCUCUCCCUGAUCCCUUUUCUGCUUCCUUCCUUCUAUUGACUUUCUUAUAUCUUUGGCCUCAAUCCUUCCGUCCCAUUCCUCCUCCUGAUGCCACAAGCAAAAAAAACAACAAAAAACAAAAUACAUUCUUUCUUAUUUGAAAGGCACAUUCUAUCGAAUGCAGCGUUUGUGCUGCAUUCAGCAUUCAUGUAUUUAUUCCAGACAGCUAACAACUCAUUGUAUGUAACCAUAAAAUGCUUUAAAAAAAAAAAAAAAGCAAAGCUGUUCAUGUUGAAAAGCUGAAUCUGUGCCCAUCUUGGUUAGUCACGUUAGCUAGCAAAAAAGAAGUCUGCUUUUAUCUUGUGCAAUUAUUUGAAGACAACACGAGUACUGUACAUGACAAAUCAAUCAUCUGUGUUCAUGAAGCAUCUUUUAGUGCUCAUAUUAGUAGGAUUUUAGCCCUCAGGGAUUGUCUUUAUUUACUCACUCCUUUCUGUCCUGUGUCGUUCUGCUUUGUCGCCCAUUGUCAUCAGUUUGUGGUUUCAUGUUUGAAGGUAGAUGAUGUUUAAGUUUGUUUCUUUUCUUUGACAUUAUAGUAGGAUAUGAUGGGAAAUGCACUUAUUUUAUAUUUUUUGUGGAGUAUAUAGUCAAUUAUAUUAUAUAGUCAAUUUAAUAAAUAGAAUUAGGCUAGCCUAGCAUUAAGGCUUAAAGCAGGGGGGAACUACUAGCUUGGCUCUGUCCUAGAGUUAACAAAUAUCCUGCCUGCAAGUGCUAGUAGUUGGAUUUUGUUGCUUUUGGACACUACCAAGCAAGCUGUCUCCCCUUGUUUUUAUUUAAUUUUGCUAUGCUAAGCUAAGCUAAGCUAACAAACUGCUUCAUACAACGCAAAGCCAUAAAGAUGGUAUCAAUCUUCUCGUCCAGCUUUCCUCCAGAAAGUGAAUGAGUGUAUUUCCCAAGCCAUUCCUUCCUUAAAACCUCUGCAUGCACUUUUUUCUUUCACACAUUCUACCUUUACGCACACCAAAUAGUUCUAAACAUGUAUUAUAUGAAGAAAAAAAAUGCAUUAAUAAUGACAAGGAAUGUGAAAUUGCACUAUUUUAGUUGAUACUGUCAUGCCUCUAACUCCUUAAUGCAACGCUCUUCAUUUCAUUCGCUUUAUGAAGGUAUGUCCCAAAGGCGGAACAGAGCAGUUUGUAAAUUCCAUGAGGUAUUUGUGAAAACCUCAGUGGUUCUCUGUGUCUGUGAGUCUGAAGGUGUUAGAUACGGUGAUGUGAGUGAAGAUGAUGCAUAUAGGACAGACAGUGUACAGCGGCAGUGUGAAGCAGUGCUUUUGUUUCGCCAACAAUGAAUAAGGGCCUGGCUACCGUGUAUGAGUUGGCAUCCAUGAAACAGCAGACCUGACUGUCAGCCAGACUUUCAGUAACGCACUGCAUGAGGGCUUUUUGACUUCCUGUUCCUGUGGAAUUUCGGUGUCUGUUUGUUUUGCCAAGUGUCCAUCGAGUAGCAUGUGUCUCAUUGGCGUCACCAUGUCCUGAACCUUAACAUCACUUUGUUAUUUGUAGCACAAAGGACAUGUUUGUGUGAUAGGAUACUGCAUUUCAUUUUGUACACUACGUGUAGAGAUGAAGUUAAAAAAAGACAUUCUGUUUAACAUGUACAGCAAUAAGAUUUUAAAACGUCUCUAUAGUAUAAGUACCAGUAUAUGCACAUUAUCAACACAAGUGUAUUAUGCUGUAUUUAUUAAAUUAUUAAACAGAGUCUAGGUGAA
Notolabrus celidotus (New Zealand spotty) is the source of this 3317-nucleotide messenger RNA. It is a transcript of the gene abhd3, whose product is annotated as abhydrolase domain containing 3, phospholipase. NCBI's taxonomy places the organism in Eukaryota, Metazoa, Chordata, Actinopteri, Labriformes, Labridae. The record is from RefSeq and is a predicted model, not a curated record. Gene Ontology annotation, biological process: phosphatidylcholine metabolic process; medium-chain fatty acid catabolic process; medium-chain fatty acid biosynthetic process. The transcript is spliced from 9 exons. Gene Ontology annotation, molecular function: glycerophospholipid phospholipase A1 activity; monoacylglycerol lipase activity; acetylesterase activity. The coding region runs from base 106 to 1344 and encodes 412 amino acids.